Pseudogymnoascus destructans is the source of this 403-nucleotide messenger RNA. RefSeq lists its product as uncharacterized. The coding region runs from base 26 to 403 and encodes 125 amino acids. The transcript has a single exon. The record is from RefSeq and is a predicted model, not a curated record. Lineage: Eukaryota; Fungi; Ascomycota; Leotiomycetes; Thelebolales; Thelebolaceae.
CUCCAAGAUCUGAAAGACUACAACGAUGGGCUUGAGCAGCUCUUCCCGCCCUCCCGCCUGGCGACGCUACACCGCAAAUGGCAGAACGAACUCCUUCAAGGAGGACCUCGCGAAGUUGGGCCUGCUUGAGAGCGCUAGCAAUGACGUCUACCCGCAGCUAACCGCCUCUAAUCUAAAACAACUGCGCAUAAACCUGGACUCCAAGCCCACAGCUAAUUUCAAGCCAACGUUCGCCUUAAAGAUUCAGCGGCCGCUGCUCGAAGUCACGGACAAGGAGACUCGGCGCAGCCUGGCUGCUUACAAUAGCCCCUCGGGUGAGAGGGGAAUGGUGCAUUCGGCCUCGGCGCGGCACCCAGAUCUUCAUACAAUCGAUUGCCUAGGAUAUACCGAUGAUACCAACUAG